Molecule: messenger RNA, 1110 nt
Organism: Tribolium madens (black flour beetle)
Lineage: Eukaryota; Metazoa; Arthropoda; Insecta; Coleoptera; Tenebrionidae
Product: odorant receptor 4-like
Exons: 5
Coding region: 1-1110 (369 amino acids)
Biological process (GO): detection of chemical stimulus involved in sensory perception of smell; sensory perception of smell
Cellular component (GO): plasma membrane
Molecular function (GO): olfactory receptor activity; odorant binding
Source: RefSeq, a predicted model, not a curated record
AUGUUAAACGAUUGGGAGCGUUUGACUUUUUUCCCGUUAAAAUGGAUCUCUCUUGGUGGUUUGCACCCCAAAACUGGGGGUUUUUUUGUCAAAAUUUUAUUUUGGUACAAUUUCGGGUGUUUUGGUACUAUUUUAGGACUCGCAAUUACGCAGAUUUGCCUCUCGUAUGAGAAUAUCUACUACACGAUUGACAGUAUUUUGACAAUUGUGUUAUAUCUUCACAUUAUCAGUAAAUACGUUAGUUUGCGCUUGCAUAGAGACACUCUGGCGACUCUGAUUCAACUACAAUCGAGAUUUUGGAAAAUUGACACUUUUGAUUUGACAAUACGUCAAAAAUGUGUCAAAAUUUUGACAAAAAGUUUGACUAUUAUCAAAUCUUACUUGGGUUAUAGUCUUGUGGUUGUGACAAGUUUCCUAAUUAGGCCCAUAAUCACCGGGGAAUUACCCGUUUCUAUGUAUGUACCACGAGGCACAUACUAUAUUUUUUUUGUCUUGUUUAUGACAUUCACACCGGGGAUAAUGUCAAGUAUUUGGGGUGUUGAUACUUUGUUUUAUUCAAUCGCAACCCCAGUUUCCAUACAGUUUAAAUUGCUAGCACACAAGUUUGAAACAAUUGACCUGAAGAAGAAUUCGAAACAGGUGCGACAAGAAUUUCAAAAAUUGGUCAAUUAUCACAAUUUUUUAAUCAACUAUUGUCAAAUAAUUAAUAAAAUGUCGAGCGAAAUCUUUUUGACACAGUAUCUAGUGGCUAUUGCAACGUCCUGUUUGCAAUUAUUCAUCACAUCACAGCCGGAGUUUGAUUUUUUGAAUAAAAUCAAAUGUUUGUCAUAUUUUAUAAUGCAAAUAAUUGAAACUGGGAUUUAUUGUUUCACGGCUCAGUUGAUUUCCGAUAGUGCUGAAAAUGUCGGUAAUGCAGUUUACAAAUCGGCAUGGUACGACUGCAAUCCUAGUACCAGGAAAAAUAUAGCGCUGGUUUUAGUGAGGUCUCAGAAAAAAUUUGCUUUUAAUGGACUUGGGUUAGUUUGGAUCAAAAUGGAGACUUUUACCAAGAUUUUCAAGACGGCUCUCUCAUUCUACACGUAUCUCAACACUAUGGUGUACCAGAAUUAG